UCACACACACACAGUCAGAAAAGCUGGUGGAGGACAGAGAGAGGGAGAGAGAGCAGCCUCAUGCCGCCGCGGUUUAACGGGAAUUAAAAACCUCGGUCGGUUUUUUUCUGGGGAGAAGAGUUAAAACACAACAACAGCAACAACAAACAUGCAUCCGUCGUGGAUGUGGAUGCUGAUGCUGACGAUGGCGGCUCUGCAGUGUGUCCUCAGUGCAGAGGCUGAGCAGUCGUUGUCAGGCAAACGGGAGUCGCCGUCGUGCACAAGAGGGUUUACGCAGGAGGAGUACAUCAUCCAAAUGGACCAAGAGCUGGAAAAGGGACAGGCUGUCUUCAACGUCAGCUUUAUGGACUGCGGUGGUGGUGAGGUGAGGUUCAUGGUCAGAGGCUCGUCGGACUUUAGGGUGAGUGAAGACGGUGUGGUCUACGCCCAGCGGUGCCUUAACCUGGCAGGAAAGAAAAAGGUUUCCACAGUGGUCUACGCUCAAGACUUGCAGUCCAAGCAGGUGUGGAAGACCCGAGUGCACUUCCACGUCCGUCCACAUGGCAACGGCGCAAAUCCUGAACAGCAGGUAAAGCCCAGUGAUGCAACACUGAUUCGACGGCUACCAGAGAUCUUGUUUCCAUGGCGCAGCGUCGUUGUCGGGGGCGACGGCACAGUGAGGCGGGUGAAGAGGGACUGGGUCAUUCCGCCGAUCAACGUCCCUGAGAACUCGCGAGGACAGUUCCCCGAAGACCUCGUCAGAAUCCGCUCAGAUCGAGACAAUAGCCGGAUGCUGCGUUACAGCGUGACGGGCCCCGGGGCCGAUCAGCCCCCGACCGGCAUCUUCAUCAUCAACCCGAUCACAGGCCAACUGUCGGUGACCAAGCCUCUGGACAGAGAGCACAUCUCCAACUUUCACUUGCGAGCUCAUGCUGUGGACCUGAAUGGGAACCAGGUGGAGAAUCCCAUAGAUAUCGUGAUUAACGUCAUCGACCAGAACGACAAUCGACCAGAGUUCACACACACCAUCUUCAACGGUUCUGUCCCGGAAGGAUCCAAGCCUGGAUCCUUUGUGAUGACGGUGACAUCGGUGGACAAAGACGAUCCCAAAACGGCCAAUGGCAUGCUGCGGUACAAGAUCCUCUCCCAGAAUCCUCAGAGCCCCUCCUCCAACAUGUUCACCAUUAACAACAAAACCGGUGACAUCAUCACAGUGGCAGCGGGCCUCGAUCGAGAGAAAGUGACUCAGUACACGCUGAUCAUCCAGGCCACAGAUAUGGAGGGAAACCCCACUUAUGGUCUGUCGAACACUGCGACCACUGUCAUCAGGAUCACUGAUGUCAAUGACAACCCUCCGGAGUUCACCACAGACACAUUCUUCGGGGAGAUUCAUGAGAACAGGGUGAAUGUGAUCGUUACUAACUUGACCGUGACCGACAAAGAUCAGCCUCACACUUCAGCCUGGAGCGCCGUGUACCGUAUCAUCGCCGGAGACCCCACUGGGCGCUUCUCCAUUCCCACUGACCCGACGACCAACGAGGGCCUGCUCACUGUGGUCAAGCCGAUAGAUUUCGAGCUGACUCGCUCCUUCAUGCUGACGGUGGAGGCGGAGAAUGAGGUCCCGCUGGCCCGAGGCAUCCACCUGCCUCGUCAGUCAUCGGCAACGGUCUCCGUGCGAAUCCUGGACAUCAAUGAGAGUCCAGAGUUCAGCCCAAACCCCAAGUCCAUCAAACUAGAGGAAGGUCUACCUGCCGGGUCUCUGCUCACCACCUUCACCGCGCAAGACCCCGAUCGCUUCAUGAGACAAACUGUCCGGUACUCCAAGUUGUACGACCCUGCCAACUGGUUGGAGAUUGACCCGGUUAACGGUCGGAUUUCCACCAUCGCCAUCCUCGAUCGAGAGUCUCCCUAUGUCAAGAACAACCUGUACAACGUCACCUUCAUGGCCUCAGACAGCGGUGUCCCGCCUGCCAGUGGGACAGGCACCCUUCAGAUGUAUCUGCUGGACAUUAAUGACAACGCCCCUCAUGUUUACCCACCUGAGGUGGAAAUGUGUGAGAGGCCGAAUCCCAACGGCAUCAACAUCACAGCCAGUGACGCCGACUUGACCCACAACGCCGGACCCUUCGCCUUCGAGCUCGCCAGUCGCCCAUCAGACAUACGCCGCAACUGGACGCUCAGUCGCCACAGCGGCGAGUAUGCUCAGCUUCGACUGAGGAUCAGCUCCUUGGCCAGUGGGAUCUACGAGAUUCCAAUCACCAUCACAGACUCUGGCAACCUUCCCAUGUCCAACACAUCCUACCUGAGGGUCAAGGUUUGCCAGUGCGAUCACCACGGAGACUGCGUGGACAUGGAACGAUUCAUUGCCACAGGACUUGGCACUGGAGCCAUCAUUGCCAUCCUCAUCUGUAUUAUCAGCCUACUAGUGCUGGUGCUGCUGUUUGUGAUGUGGAUGAAGAGGAGGGACAAGGAGCGUCAGGCCAAGCAGCUCCUCAUCGACCCAGAGGACGACGUCCGGGACAACAUCCUCAAAUAUGACGAGGAGGGAGGUGGAGAGGAAGACCAGGACUAUGAUCUGAGUCAGCUGCAGCAGCCCGAUGCCCUGGAGCCAGAGUGUGUCAAAGUGGGGAUCAGACGUCUGGAUGAGAGGCCCCUCCAUCAUGACCACCAGUACCCGGUCCGCUCUGCUGCACCGCACCCAGGGGACAUCGGAGACUUCAUCCAUGAGGGCCUGAAGGCGGCCGACAACGACCCCACUGCUCCCCCGUACGACUCCCUGCUGGUGUUCGACUAUGAAGGCAGUGGCUCCACCGCCGGUUCCCUCAGUUCCCUGCACUCCGCCUCCAGCUACGGAGACCAGGACUACGACUACCUCGGCGACUGGGGGCCUCGGUUCCGGAAGCUAGCCGACCUGUACGGAGGAGGGGAUGAUUAACACGUUCAACCCCCCGACCGACAAAAAAAAAAACACCCUCCCCACCCUGUGCUCUGCAGCUCAGGUGUGGGUGGGGUGGUGAAGAUAAAUGUAGGGUUUUGGAUCAGCACUUGGGUAUUAACCACAGGACAGCUUGUAAAGAGACUUGCUGCCUCUCGAAGGACAGUCGAUGACACUUGGGACCAUGUUGACUCCUGGCCUGGCAAGGCCCGUCAGCGAGGACACUUUCAAGCUAAUUAUCAUUAUCGUCUGAGCAUUAGUUCCUGAGCUAAAACACGUGUGAGCAGCCAGAACGGAGCGCUCAGAGGGAACGUUGUCUCUGUGAUGAUGAAGAGCCACAACAGCCACGCUACAGACGCUCAUUUACACUUGAAUCUCACAGUACAGGAGCACUGGGGUCAAAUGUGCCUUUUUGUACAUUCUUUUGAUUGUGUUCAGUCUUGAAUUCUCUAUGUUGCUUUAAAGCUCCUGCUGUUCCGCGACGGCACCUGGAGGAGCGUUUUUUUUCUUAUUUUAGUUUUGGUUUUGCCAUGAUAACGAGUGCAUGUGUGCGUUUGGGUCCCACUUCAUUACCUGUGUGUGUGUGAGUGUGUAUGAGAGUGUGUGAAUCAUUUCCACGGAGACACACUGGAUGGACGCUCUAUAGGGCAACGCCUACUAUAAGACAUAAGACAUUUUGGAUGAUCUAACCAGCAAAAGAAAAACAAAAUAGCUUUACUGUACAGCUCUGGGUGUAAUAGCUUCUGUUUCCUGUCAAAAGAGUGACAGCUGCACGAACACACAUAUUCAUGUAUGAUGAAUUAAUCAAUCACAAAGCUGCAAGUAAAGUAAAAAGAAAUGGAUUUAAAGUGAUCAAUAAUCCAUUUACAUCUGUAUUAAAAUGUCAUUCAGAUUGACCACAUGAUAGUUCAGGUGUCAACACGUCAAGAAAGUAUCGAUCGGUAAAUGGUCUGUAAUCUCUCAAAGAGCUUUACGCUGCUUUUUUAACAGCAUUCACCCACACAUUAAUACAGCAGCACAUUUCCAAUCACACAUCUGUCACACAUGCCAGUGGCAAUUUGAGAUUAAAGGCCCAGUGUGUAAAAUUUAGGUGAAAUUGAAGUAAUAAUACUUUUUUUUGGUUGCCUUUAACUGUUAUCAUUUAUCAUUCAUCUACAAAAGACAUAUAUAGCUGCAACGGGAAACUUCACCAAUAAAUGUUGCAGUGUUGGCAACUUAGCGACUUUGUCAGUAUAUUUAGCGAGUAUUCAGACCCAGCGAGUAAAAAAAAAAGCGACUAGCGACAAAUGUAGCCACUUUUUCUGGUGUUAUUGGAGACUUUUGGAGACCAGGUGGACCAGUCCUCCGCGUCCAGACUGCAAAUGACGCGCACAACUUUCUUUGUCUAAAAUAAAUCAAUGCAAUGAAAAAAAAAGAGGCAAGAAUCUACAGGAGAAAGUUAAUCUAAACAUAUUUAGGGUGUUUUUCCUCACGUCUUGUCAAUUCCAAGUAAAAUGCUAUGACUUCUAGCGACUGUUUUGACAGCCAACGGCUACUUUCUGUACUGAAAGUAGCUCCAUUUUACAAACCGUACCUCUAAAAGCCUUCAACAGGGAUACAACGGGAUGUCGACUCAAACCCCGACUUUCCAAGUGAAAGAUUAAAUUCAAUUUGUAGUUCAGUAAAAGAAUAAAAAAGCUCCACCACUGAGCCACAGCUGCCUCCUGUGGAAGAAGAGUUAGCGACAGCUAGUAGCCAUUAGCAAGUAAACACAGGAAGCAGCUCUCAAGAUAUUUACGACACAUGUGGACGGAGUGAAGACGAGAUGAGUUUAGAGGCGAGAAAACUGAGUAUUACAGCUUCACCGUGGCUGCAUUUGUUUUCUUCUUUGUCUGUUAAGUUUUUCAGGGCCUUACGUUAGCAUGAUGAUAAGUUAGCUUUGUUGCGUCACAAAAAAGGGCACUGGUUUAAAUUUAUUUUCGCCCCCAAAACAUGAAAAUGAAUGAAUCUACACUUUGUCAACUAAAGCUGUUUCAAAUGCAGGCCUUUGUGUGUGCAGUUGACGUGUUUCUUCUGUUCUUAGUAAAAUCAAAUUCAAAACAAAAUCUGGUUAACAUUAGGUGUAAAUGGAUUCAGAGAUAGUUUCUAAAAACAUACAAGUUAACAAAUUCAUCCCUGGAGUGACAUUCUGGCCCCGUUCUCAGGUGUUUUCAUUAUAUACUGUAUAUAUAACGUACUCAUUCAAUGCCGUUCUUAGUGUUACAGCAAAACUCCAGCUGCGUCUGCGUUAACAAAGCCAAGAUCAGACGUUUUCAUUUUCUCUCUGCUCUCCCACACUCUUUAUUAUUCAAUAUCACACACAGGCCAACGCUUUGAUUGAAUUUAUAUAAAGGAAAGGAAACUGCAUUUGAGAUAGUUGAGGACAUUUAGUGCCAUAAUGAAUUCAAAUAACUUUUCUAAAUCACGCAGAAGUCAUUAUUUUGAGUGCGGUCAGAAUAUUGUGGUCGUGUCCUUGUGCUUUCAUGAACGGAAAGUCAUUCAACUUACUCGCUGAAUGGCAAAUUAAAUAAUCAAAGUGGUGAUAAACACACGGCGAUGAAAUAAAACUUCUAUUUGUGUGUUUGCGCGGACGAGAGGCAGAAUAAACUGUAAGCAGCAACAAUAAAAGGGGGUCAACAGCGAGACUUAAUCAAACACAACUGAGGCAACAGCAACGCGAGGAGAAAACAGAGUGGCAAAUGGAAACCGGCAGACACUGGUGCGGCUUCAGCAGACCCAUGCUGUACAGAGAUUAUAUUUACAGAUGCAUACGUUUAUUUAAUGAGCACAACAGAACAUUAACAGAAAGUGAAGAAAAUUUAGUGCUGCGGCUUAAUGACCAGUUCAACACAUCGUGUCUUCACUUAAGUUGUUUAAACUUCUAAUUUUUCUCAGUGCACUAAAGCACUCGAGGCUCUUACAAGAAUUUGGUUUUGAAUCAUGAGGAAAUUCAGUCUUCACCUUCAUCAUUAAUGAGAGAACAAGUUCUCGAGCUUUCAGUUUGUAUGUGAGACGGAGUGAAGGCCAACGUCCUUCAAACCCCUCAAAUACUGAAUGUAUAAAGAAGAGGCAGUAUCCCCCUUUUAAAGUACCACUAUUUGGGCCGUAAACAGUGUGAAUCCAAACUUAUCCUAUAAGUCCUGCCUUUCUCUUGUAAGUCUUAUAACUUUUACAUGUAAAUUCAAACCAUUGUGAAAUGAGGUUGGUGUUUGACUGAAAACGCAACAAAGCGUCCACGGAAAAGUUUCAGAAGUGAAUUCUACUGCUCAAAAAAGGUGCCAUUUAACAGUUUGACGGUGUAGACGCUUCUUGUCCCCGCCCAUCCCUGCACUGCUGGUGUAUACACACAAAUGCUCCCUUAGUUACAUCUGAUUGCGUGUUCCAUUUGUAUUUGGAACUCGGAAUUUCCAAGUUAAAACCAGACCAACGCUGCUAAUUUUACCGCUAUUAGCACUUUUGUCAUGUUUGUAUAAAAGUAAAUCAGUUGACUUCUCAACUGGAGAACCUGGACCCAGUUCCAACUCCAGAAAUUUGAUGUAACGCAGUUCGACAAAGCUCGACAAAGCUUAUUUUCAGAUGAAGGACACAUCACAGAAAUAAUACAUCAUUGUUUCUGUUCACAGAGACCAAACAGAAACAAAAUAACAACAACAAAUGUCACCUAAAGUUGCGCACUGCAGCUUUAAACGUGAACCGACUGUUUGGAGUCUGCCGUUUAAAUAUAGCACGUUUAUGUGCGGUAACGUCGUCUCUGUCCAUCAUGCGCGCUCUGCUGUCGGACGUGCGAGACAAUCAGACUGAUUUUCUGACAGCGAACAUGCUGCAGUCUUUUCAGGCCCUCACAUUGACAGUCUGUGAUAACAGCCGUUCUUGGCCAACAGAUGAGUCAGACCCUGUUUGCUUCUCCUGCAGGGAAGAUAAGAUACUUAUAAAAAACUUAAAAAAAGACAAACUUUUUUCACUCAUGAAGAAUUUAGUUUCUCUGUGGGAGUAAAAAACAAUGCCAAUAAAACAAAAACCGAGACGUUAAAAUGACCUGGAGGAACGUGGCAGACAAACUAUAUUAAUGUAAUAAAGCCAUAAUGUAAUAAGACAGUUGGGAGUUGGUAGUUUCUCCUUCACAGAGUAUAAAAGUCUUUGUUCUCACUUAUAAUAAAUGGUUUAACAGAGAUAAAAACAUCAACUCAUAACACAAUAAGCCAGUGACAAAGUUUUCCUGAUCAUUACAAACUUUUCUGUGCCUUUAAAAUCAAACAGAAAAUGACUAACAUGCUCCUAGGAGAGGAAGAUCUCAGUGUUAUCACAGGUUUAUAUUAGACGCCGUUCACACCUGGGAUUAACACCCAUCCUGAGUUUAGGUCUGAAUCAGCCAAAGUCCUUCAAAACCCGUGACACAAUAUGAACAGUGAUUGUGAUUGAACCCAGAGUUGUACAGAAAAGCUUCUUUUUUUUGCCGGUCUGGUUCUCCAACACUCGUGAGAAGACAUGUACAGUAAUGCUAGACCUUUGCUAGAUACCUUCUGUUUUUGUUGUUUUUGUUUGUUUGUUUGUUUUGCUUUUAUCACAAUGUAACUUAUGCAGCUGAUUGCUGGUGACGGGAGUCAGCAGUCCUUGUUUUUGUAGCAAAGAUACUUCUUGAUACUGCUGUGGUGGAUUAAAUAAGGAAAAAAAGAAAAAAAGAAAAGGCAAUGUUCCCUCUGUCUGCUGAUGAUUUGCCUUAGUGUUCUCUGGUACUCUCCAACUGAAUACUCACUGUAAAUGAAAAACAUGUACAGAUUGUAAUUUCUCUCUCUCUCUCUCGCUCUCUCUCUCUUUCUCUCUCACUCUCUCUCGUUGUUCUUUUGGCUGUGUACUUGGAAAAAUGACAUGCUAAUAUCCUGAAUCCUUGUAUAUGUGUACAUGUAAUUUGGAUUUCAAAAAUAAAAAGUUUUUGCAUGUUUUUAUCUUUUCA
Solea solea (common sole) is the source of this 7883-nucleotide messenger RNA. RefSeq names its product cadherin-2-like. Gene Ontology annotation, molecular function: cadherin binding; calcium ion binding. The record is from RefSeq and is a predicted model, not a curated record. Lineage: Eukaryota; Metazoa; Chordata; Actinopteri; Pleuronectiformes; Soleidae. Gene Ontology annotation, cellular component: catenin complex; presynaptic active zone membrane; apical part of cell. Gene Ontology annotation, biological process: blood vessel morphogenesis; adherens junction organization; brain development. The coding region runs from base 149 to 2914 and encodes 921 amino acids. The transcript is spliced from 16 exons.